UGGACUCUCCGGGUGUGUCCGGGCUGGAACUCUAUGGUCGCCCGCCCUCCGCACUUCCUCUCUAGCCGCGAUCUUGCACUCUAUGCUCCUCGGUCCGGCGGCCAGCGGGAGGGGUGCGCAGAGGGAGGCGGGGCGGGAAGGCUAGAGGUGUCCGAUCUUCCAGAGCCACGGGAGACCCGAGCCGGCAGUGUGACAGCUCGUCGGCCGCCAUGUCAGCGAGCGGGGCUGGAAAUAGACUCGGCGCCCGGCGGUAGCCCUUGCGUUGCCUCGGAUGCCCAGGCAUGGAAGGACUUUGAUGAGCCGUUAAACAGUUCCACAAAAGAUGCGCUAAUGGAUGACAGCGACUCUCCUACAUACAGUCUGCAGAUAGAGCCACAAGAUGGAUGUCAUCCGGGGGACAGCGUGGAAAGGGGAGUGACACGCUUGCCUUCUGUCUCAGAUGAAAAUGAAAAUCAGCUUGCCGGAGACGGGCCCGCGUGUCUGACCACCACCGACGGCGCCAUGGGAAGAGCCACAGUGUCUGAACAGGACAGUCUCAACAAUAACGAGGGCUUUCCGUCCAGCUGUGAGGCAGCCCCCACGGAGAACCCAGAAAACACUCCAAGCGAAGGUCCCAAAGAUGACCCGCCUGCCGUGGGACAGGACAAAAAGCUACCUGCAAAGAGAAGUCCAAAAGCCAAGAAAGGCGCUCCUAAGAGCACACCUCCAGGUGAUGCGGUUCCUGUAAUGCAGCCGCUGAAUGCAGCAUCACAGGCUGCUGGCGAGGAGGAGGCUGCCGGAGUGAAUGCGAAUGACCCACCCAAGGCGCCAGCGCUGCAGCCACUCUUCUCGCUGAUCCGAGGCGAGGUGGGACAGAUGGACUCUCGGGCACUUCCCAUCUUCCUCCACCAGGUAGCUGAGACCUAUUUCCAGGAAGAGGACUAUGAGAAAGCAAUGAAAUUCAUUCAGCUUGAACGACUGUACCAUGAGCAAUUGCUUGCAAACCUUUCUGCCAUUCAGGAACAGUGGGAAACAAAAUGGAAAGCUGUCCAGUCACGUACAGUGAUGCCUCUGAGGAAUUCAGAAAAGGGAUUUGAUGGUGAAGAUUUUGAACAGCUUGCUAAAAUUUGUACAACUCAUCAAGACCCUCUCUUGUCCAAGCUUAAGAUAGCACCUGUGGAACAGUCACCAGGGAGGAAAAGCUUUCCGAGGGCAACAGUGUCUGAAGAGCCAGUGGAGAGAGGAGCAACAGCCAAAGCGCCAGAGAUUGAAACCUGUCCCAGCAUGGAUCCUAGUGGAGGCCGGCAUGAGGAGGCGCCCCAGGAGAGCAGCUGUCAUCAGAUGGACUGGCAGACAGCUUCCCCCGACCUUCCAGGAACUGCAGGGCCGGACCGCACGGAGGAACUGCCCUGCAGCACCAAUGCCUCACUGGAGCUCCACACCCAGUCCCCAGAGACAGCCGGCAGCAGGUCAGGGCCAGCUGCACACGCCUGUGAGGAGGACAGCUGCGAGCCGGCGCCUCCCACACAGGACCACCCGGACGUGGCUCCUCCUUGUGAGUCGGUGGCAGAGCCACAGCUCUCCCAGAGUGACGAAGUGGCACCGCCUGGGUUGAUUUCAGAGGGUAAAUAUUCACAGACACACCGAAAAGAACUCUGCCUUCCACUGCAGGACACGUUUGACCCGCUGCCCAGGGACCAGCCUCACAGUGAGGUUGCUGAGCCAGGGCAGCCUGAUGUCACAGCCAGUGAUGGGAAAUCGGCACAGCUCCGGGCUGGCUUGGAAACUGGUCCGGAGAGUGCACUUUGUGGUGACGGGAAAGCCUCUGACGUGAGCACGCUGUGUCCUGAAGUGUGUAUGGCCCCAGAAGACAGGGGGGAUAGCGAAGACCAAGUCAGUAAGGAAACAGAAGACUAUCUGAACAGCCUUCUGGAGGGUUGCUUAAAGGAUGCUGAAGAUUCCCUGUCCUAUGAGGACAUCCCGGACGACGACUCUGACCUCCUCCAAGACCUCUCUCCCGAAGAAGCUUCCUACAGUCUCCAGGAGAACCUGCCUUCUGAGGAGAGUGCGCUCUCCCUUGAUGAUCUGGCCAAGAAAAUAGAGAUCGCAGAGGCUGUCCCUGCAGAAGGGCUGGUGUCCAUACUGAAGAAGAGGAAUGACACAGUAGGCGGCCAUCCUGCCCAGAUGCAGCAGAAGCCCGCUAAGCGCAGAGUGCGAUUCCAGGAAAUAGACGACAGCCUGGACCAAGAUGAGGUUGGCGGUGGUUCCUGCAUCCUGCUCAUCCUGCUGUGCAUAGCCACUGUCUUCCUCAGUGUGGGAGGAACUGCGCUCUACUGCACCUUGGGUGACAUGGAGUCACCUGUUUGCACGGACUUUGCCGACAACGUGGACUUCUAUUACUCUAAGCUGCUGCAGGGCGUGGCAGGGCUGAAACACUGGGUCUACCUCUCCUAGCAGCGAGCGUGAGAGAUGAGCUGACAAAGAUGUAAACGUCCCCAACAGCAUUUAUUUCGGAAAUCAUGAAGCAUUCCCCCUCCCUGGCAUCGAGGACCCAAGGAUGGACAUUAGAAACAGUGACAUUAAACAGCAGCCCAGAGAACAACAGUCCCCAGCAGCAGGUGGUGCUGAUGGAGGCACUGAGGACAGAUGGAGGGAGCUGUGGCCAUCAGGCCCCUCUCCCUGCUGCUUCCUCGUGUCAUGCGGGGCUCACGCUGAGGGCUAAAAGACACUCCUGGUUUACAGUCGUGCUCCACAGGCAUCAUGAGAGAGUUAUCUUAGGGCUCCAGUGCCAUUCUUUAAUCUCGGGAGCUGUAUAAUUUAAGCCUUGGGCAUUACUCUGGAUUCUGGUCUCCAUUUGUGAAAUGGUUGUGUGGGUGUGUGGGUCAGAAACAGUCAUCGCAAGCGGAUAGCCAGCGUAGAAUACACAGAUUACCUUUAUUCUUUUAACUUGACGACAAUGUGCAGGCACAAAUCUUUGGAGAAGGCUUACCUGUGAACUAGAUAAACUGUAGAGAUGUUGGCCCUGAGUUGAGGAACCGACAGACCUGUGAUGAUGAAUUCGACAGACCUGAAGGCACAGUGGCAGAACUCCCAGGUCCCGGGUGAAAGUUCACCCUGGCUUCUGUGCUGCCUCGAGGGGUGAGUGCUAGGCUCCCCAGCUCAAUGUCCUGAACAUCUGUUAUGUUCUGAGAACCUCAGGAUAGGGACCCAAGUAAGGCAGAAUUCCUCCUGUGCAGGUGUUUAGGGAAAGUGAACCCAUACUUUGACGAAUGAAACAGACUAGCACAUGUAUGAAUGAGCUCAGGCCACCCACUUAGGUGUGUGCGACAUGUUUCUAUCGUGGGCUCAUUUUAGACCACGUCAUGGGUCGUACCUUGAAGAGACAAACGUCUACUUUUGUUAAUUCUGUCCUUAGGUGGCCAUUCCUUAUUUGCGGUACGGUGAUCUGACGUUUAGGAAGCCUUGCUUUGAUGUUUUAUAUUCUAGGCAACAUCUUUUUUUAAAAAUCAUGAAUUAUAGUUUUUUAGCAAGUGAUCAUUAUGUUCUGUUUUCCUGUUGGGAUCAUCUGGAAGGAAAAGAGAGAAAUCGCUUUGUAGAUGUUACUGGCUGGCACAGUACCUUCCUCUGCGUCUCUGCUUAUUUAUUCAGAGUGUGAACUUUGGGGCUUUUUAUUGAACUGAGCGUGCGCGGCUAAGCAUGCACCCCUUUGUCCCACCGCUGCCUAUUUAAUUAGAUACAUAGCAUUUUGAUUUUAUACCAUUUCAGCUCCAUGUAUUUUUAGGCUUAUUUUGAAAUUGACUUUUUAUUUUCACUUAAAAUACUGUGUGGCUUAUCUCUUAUGUCACCAUAAGCUGUAAUAUUUUCGAUGGUUAUAGAUCAAGAGUUAUUUAUUUAGAAGUAUACAGAAUACUGAAAUUUAGAUUCCUUAUACCUAAGGCUGAUUUUAUUAGAAGAUUAUUUUAAUGUCCUAUUAUAAAUUUUAAAACUUUGUAUUCAUAUCAUAUGUAAAAUAGGGCCCCAUCAUUCUGGUACUGUGGUUCUGUAGAAGCCACUAGCGAGGUCAUUGGCACAGGCUCCUCUCAAUACACAAACACAUUUCACCCUCAUGAUUUCUAAUUGCAAGGAUUUGGUGAUCUUUGUUUCUGCCAAUUUUAUGUCAAGAAAAGUUCAAAUCUCCCUCCUGUUUACCUCUUUCCGGUCACUCAGAGUCUCGUGUGAUCUCCGACGUUGUGUUUGCCUCUCAGCCACCUUGGCCACAUUUCCAAAACCCUGGGUUUCCUAGGAGAAUCCAGUAAAGGAAAGGGCUGAAAUGAUAUCUUGCUAACCAGUGAGCCAGUUGUGUAUCUGAGGAGCCGGUGCUCACCACUCUCAAAACCAGAGUGAUCUGGAGCAGACUGACCUCGUGAUCUAAAGUGGGAGUGAACUCUCACCUAGAAAAACUCGGGUACCUUUGAAAACUGUAAUGAUCAUGUAUUGCAUGAAUUGGAGUAUCCCCUGCAGGUGAGAGGAUGCUACCCCACGCACAAGCAUCCAACAACUGCUGAAAUGUCACUCCUCCUCUCAUUUGAAAGUACUGACAACUAUAACUAGAGUUCUGAAGAACUGUGUUCGAGGGUGUCAAAUCAAGCUUGUAAUUUAAAAUCUA
Apodemus sylvaticus (European woodmouse) is the source of this 4624-nucleotide messenger RNA. It is a transcript of the gene Cnst, whose product is annotated as consortin, connexin sorting protein. Gene Ontology annotation, molecular function: connexin binding. The transcript is spliced from 11 exons. Bases 34 to 2433 code for a protein of 799 amino acids. Gene Ontology annotation, biological process: positive regulation of Golgi to plasma membrane protein transport. The record is from RefSeq and is a predicted model, not a curated record. NCBI's taxonomy places the organism in Eukaryota, Metazoa, Chordata, Mammalia, Rodentia, Muridae. Gene Ontology annotation, cellular component: trans-Golgi network; plasma membrane; transport vesicle.